This is a messenger RNA of Rhipicephalus microplus (southern cattle tick), 1437 nucleotides long. RefSeq names its product iris. The record is from RefSeq and is a predicted model, not a curated record. Lineage: Eukaryota; Metazoa; Arthropoda; Arachnida; Ixodida; Ixodidae. Gene Ontology annotation, molecular function: serine-type endopeptidase inhibitor activity.
AUGGCGUCCUCUUCGAACCCGACUGCCCCGGAUGAGAAGUCCCAGGACCCUCGGGCGCCGCCGGCGCCUACGUCUUCAUCGACGGCCUCUCCGCCCAUACCGCAGCCGCCACCGGAAGGUAAACGACGGCUGGCCGCCAAUAUCAGCCCGACGCCAUCGGUCAAUUCCCUGAAGGACGGCAAGGAGCAGGAGGCAACGUCGACCACAGCGCCAGCGGCAGCAGCGGAAGCAGCAGCGCACCCUUCUCCUCCUCGUUCAGCCGAGCUGCAGCCCGUGCAGGACUGCGGUCGGCUGCUGAACCGGCUAGCGGUGUCCCUGCUGUCCUUCAUGCUGGACGUGCCGUCUCGCCUCCAGUGGAACGUCCUCGUGUCGCCCAUCUCGCUCGUCAGCACUCUGGCCUCGCUCGUCGCCGGCUGCGAGGGACUCACCAAGAAGGACAUCUGCGACCUGCUGCGCCUCAAUCCGCCAGAGGUCGAGGCCAUCGUCGACAGAUUCAAGACGGAAUCGGCGGAGCACACGUUCUACGUGGCCAACCGGAUGUUCCUGCAGUCCAACUGCCCGCUGCUGGCCACCUUCCGGUCGCUAAUCGAGACCAAGUACAUGACCACCGCGCAGAACGUCGACUUCGAGAGCCCGGACCAGACGUACGUGCGCGCCAUCAACGAGUGGUGCAGCAACGCGACCAACGGCAAGGUUCCCGCCGUGGUGACGCGCAAGACGUUCGCCGGCAGCUCCUCGAUGCUGCUCGUGAGCGCCGUCUACUUCCGGGGCCUCUGGAAGGACCGGUUCGACGCGAACGCCACGCACAUGAUGAAGUUCCACGUGUCGCGCGCCGACACCCUGGACGUGCGCAUGAUGACGCGCACGGGCCGCUUCGCCUACGCCGAGGUGCCCUCGCUGCGCAUCAGGCUGCUCGAGCUGCCCUACCGGGCGGGAAAGCUCGCCAUGGUGCUGAUCCUGCCCACGGAGGUGGACGGCCUUCGGCUGAUCCAGCAGAGCCUGCUGGCCGGCGACACCCUGUGGGAGGUGACCAAGCAGAUGCGGCCGCGCGCCAACGUCCGACUGGGCCUGCCAAAGUUCGUGCUCACCGCGCGCAACAAGCUGCGAGACCUGCUCGAGCAUCUCGGCUCGCACCGGCCCUUCGAUCCCGAGCAGGCGCAGUUCGUCAACAUUUCGGGUUUCAAGGGCCUGCACACCACCGAGAUCAUACAGGCCGUCACCGUUGAGGUGUCGGAGGACGGCAACGAGAUCACUCGCACCUCGGCGCUGGUCAACGAGGUGGUGUCCAAGGUGGCGCCCACCACGCACUUCAUGGUCGACAGGCCGUUCCUCUUCUUCGUCCGGAGCACGGCCACGGGCGCCAUCUUCCUUUUCGGCUGCGUUCGACAGCCGCUCGAGUGGCGACCCGAAAGCCCCGACACCUCGUUGCUGCGCUGA